Messenger RNA from Eucalyptus grandis, 378 nucleotides. RefSeq lists its product as uncharacterized. The record is from RefSeq and is a predicted model, not a curated record. Bases 1 to 378 code for a protein of 125 amino acids. NCBI's taxonomy places the organism in Eukaryota, Viridiplantae, Streptophyta, Magnoliopsida, Myrtales, Myrtaceae. The transcript has a single exon.
AUGGACAAUUGGCCUGUGCUGAGUCGCCUCAAGAGGGCCGUGAAUAAGGCGAGACUCCUCUUUAACUUCCGCCGGUGGCGCCUCAUGUUGAUGAUCGCCGACACUUCAGGCAGGAACUGGCAGCGGCGCUGCUUGAGCUUCAACAACCGGCCUGGGCUGACAGGUUGCACAGACAACGGCCGCUCUGUGUCUGAGAGCUCAGGCUCUCGCCAGGAGCUCCAAAGGACGAUGAGCUGCCUGUUGUCAUCGGAGGAUGACAUCGACAAGAGAGCGGACAUGUUCAUCUCAAACUUCCAUCGGCAGCUUCGGAUGGAGAGGCAGAUCUCUCUUCAGCUCAGAUAUUGCAGGGCAAAUAGUUUUGGCCCCAUGUCUUCUUGA